GCGCUGAACACUCCCGACCGGAUCUAUUGCUCUAGUUGCUCCACUCUCUGACUACCAUCUCCGAUGUCCUGUCAUGGCUUGACCUCCAUCUUCUGCCUCAACACGCCCUUCCCUGGAUGAAUUCGACGAGCCACGUGGCUCGUCCUUACCUAAUCGCCGACCCGGAAUGGCAGGCUCAACAUCCAACGGUCUAGACCCGCGCGCAGCUUCGCGGGUGUCGCGCAACGAUGCUACUCAUUCCCUGACUGCGCUCCAAGGUGCUCUCAGUGCGUUUCACGGGCCUCCCUCAAGAGGUGUUUCGCCCGCUGCUACUCAUAGAACUGGCAUGACCAUGGAUCACGAACCUGGCUCCGAGCCUCAGUCCGAGGCCGACACGCCUGAAGUUGGCUCGGUAAAGGACAAGAUAGGGAGGUUCACGGCCCAGUCGCAGCCCCCCAAAUUGCAGACGACGCCCGAGAGGACCCAGAUCCAUAAGCCAAUUACGAAGCAACGGUCUAUGCAUCAGAUCGCGGCCCAGCUUGCCGCCGAGAAGUCCUCGAUGGCAAGCGCAAAGAGAGAGCCCUCCCCGGCGCCGAGUAUGCAUUCGCAAAGGGCACAUAGGGCUCCAACUGUCCACCGCAACCAGAAUCAACCUCUUGACUUGUUGACUGGGGAUUCUAUGGACGACAUGACGACAAGCACCAGCUCUACCCCUAGUAUCUCGGCAGAUGAGCAAGGCCUCCCAUCCAGGACCAGGUCUAUUCAACGAAAGCCAGUGGGAGAGAUGUCCCCUACGACGAUUGAGCCUAUGAAGACGGCUACAGCGAAGCCUCGUCCCGUUCCGCCGCUGCCACGGAAACCUCCAAUGGCCACUGGUGGUCCAAAUUCCACGGGACCCGCUGUUCCUAUCCAAAACCAAACGCGAAGUCAUGCGCAGCCUUUAAGUUCCAGUGCAUCAGUUCGCUCCAAGGCUUCAUCCACCUUUUCCGACGAGAAAGCACCCCCACUCCCGGCUCGACCAGGCACCUUCCCCAAUCCGGGGCUGAGAGACCAUCGAAAACUCCUAGAUACCCCAACCCCUCCCAGACGACCAAUCAGUCCAAGCAUUACCUCGGUAUCCGGUCGCUCACUCAACACCAGCAGCUCGAGUCUUCUCGACAUGGACGAAGAGGCUCUUUCGGAUGCCAUCGUUGCGUCGUCCUUGGCAUCCAGCAGGGCACCGCCGGCUAGGAAAGUCCCUCCCACUCCUCCACCGCAACGCCGGCCCAGAUCCCGUUCAAUCCUACGCCUGCAACACUCGGGCAAGAGCCAACAUUCGAUAUCAUCCAGUCCCCCGGGCACCAUGCGACAUACUCUCCGCGACCCGGUCAAAUCCGACGACGAGGAGGGACAUCACCAGCGCCACCGGAAACAUCUCGUUCGAAAACACCCCCACAAGCACCACGAGGGGGAUCGAAAACGGUGGCGCAGCGAAAUCACGGAAAAGGAGCGGAAGCGGUACGAGGGGGUCUGGGCUGCCAAUAAGGGGAUGUAUAUUGUCCCCGCCCUACUCGAUAACCCGUCAGCACAGCAAGAUCAAGCGGCCAGUGGAUAUCCAGUGCAGGCUUCAGACAUGGUUGUGAACGUCGUGGUUCAGGAUAUCUGGUCGCGCAGUCGCUUACCGACCAACAUGUUGGAGCAGAUCUGGGAUCUCGUCGAUGGGCAGAAGAUAGGCAUCUUGAAGCGGGAGGAGUUUGUCGUGGGAAUGUGGUUGAUUGACCAGCAGUUGAAGGGCCAUAAGCUCCCUGCCAAGGUCCCCGACAGUGUUUGGUACAGCGUGAGGCGCGUGCCGGGCGUGACGCUGUCCCAGCAAAGCCUCAUAUAACGGUGGAUCCUAAUUGUCUCUCAUCUUAUAGCCCUACUGCAGAGCGGUAGCUAGGCCCUAGCAAUAGUCGAAGUUUAUUGAACUCAACGUAAUGAAAUCGGCGUGACU
Aspergillus steynii IBT 23096 is the source of this 1951-nucleotide messenger RNA. RefSeq names its product protein irs4 (gene irs4). Gene Ontology annotation, molecular function: protein binding. The record is from RefSeq and is a predicted model, not a curated record. The coding region runs from base 167 to 1843 and encodes 558 amino acids. NCBI's taxonomy places the organism in Eukaryota, Fungi, Ascomycota, Eurotiomycetes, Eurotiales, Aspergillaceae. The transcript has a single exon.